This is a messenger RNA of Helianthus annuus (common sunflower), 417 nucleotides long. Its product is annotated as protein PXR1-like. Bases 1 to 417 code for a protein of 138 amino acids. The transcript is spliced from 3 exons. NCBI's taxonomy places the organism in Eukaryota, Viridiplantae, Streptophyta, Magnoliopsida, Asterales, Asteraceae. The record is from RefSeq and is a predicted model, not a curated record.
AUGGGACACUUCAAGCCCGAUUGCCCAAAAUUGGUUAAGCCAGUUGAUAACAAAGUCAAACGUGCUGAAGGAAUAAAUAAGAAGAAUGCAAGAGCCUUUCAGCUGACAACUCAAGAAGCAGAUCUGAUUCCAGAUGUGAAAGCUGGAACAUCAGAAGAGCCCAAUAGUAACACCCAACAACUCUAUAACAAGGAGAAGGAGUACAGGAGGAAGAGUGAGCGGAAAGAGAAUAGGAAGAAGAGCGGAACAUUAGAAGAGCCCAGUAGUAACACCCAAGAACACUAUAACGACAAGGAGAAGGAGUACAGGAGGAAGAGUGAGCGGAAAGAGAACAGGAAGAAGAACGGUAAUGGCGGCAAGAAACAAAAGAGGUGCAAGGAGGAAUAUGAAGAGUGGGGUGAGGAGGAGGAGGAUUAA